CACUGGAAGAGCGCUCGAAAUAGCGGCUUGAUACUGAAUGCACGCUUACUUCUAUUGCUAUAUUCCAAGCGAUUCACGGUAUUCCAUCACACGCGUGGACGGAAAGCACGUACCAGCACGUACUACAUUGUUUCGUAUUCAACUACGAAUUUUAGUUUAGUUAUUGUCAACACCACUUAUCGUUGUUCGUUUCCCCUUAUCGUUACAUUUAACGUUUAUCCAUCGUAUCUGAUAUCAUAUCGUUGAAUUUGUGCCGUCGCGCAUCGAUACAUCGCUAAUAGAAUUUUUGACUGAAAGAAAAGUGUCUCGGACGAUUUGUCUGUCAUUUGCCGCACUUUUCGAAACUAAAUUUGGUGAUAUAUUCGAAAUGUAAUACUCGUGUGUAUUUAAAGUUCCCAUUUACGUUAGCCGGAUCUAUGCUACGUAAUCUUCAGAAACAAUUUGUGCAUUGACGGAGGAAUGGGUUUAACGCAAUUACAUGUUUUCUAACAAACUAGAGACGGCCUGGAUUUAAUGCACUGCCUGUGGGAAGAACUUUUGACGACGCGAAACAACGUCACGAUGUCGGCUACGCCGAUUUAAGGUAUCUUGAAACGAAUGAUGAAUUGGUGGACGAUGACUUUUCAUACGGACUGACCAUCAGUAUUGAGAUUCACACGUGCUUUGAUUUCUACCGCUGCUUCUACACGGCUUUAUCAUGAUGAGUGUUGUCCCACUCACCGAUAAACAACUCCAUCAGUUGAGUAUCAGCAUUGGGAAGGCCGUGAAUCCUACAGAAACUCCGGUGAAGGAGAAACAUGUGCGGAGCGCAAUUAUUGGUACAUAUCAAGAAAAGAGCGGAAUGAUCUUUUGGAUGUACAUGUUAAGGCAACCCUUGCAAGAGAAUCAAAUAGUAGCAUGGAAGUUUUGUCACGUUUUACACAAAAUACUGCGCGAGGGUCACCCAAAAGUAAUUCCAGACUCGCAACGAUAUCGGGGAAAGCUAGAGGAUCUUGGAAAAUUGUGGCAACACCUUCGGGAAGGUUACGGCCAGUUGAUUCAAUUGUAUAUAAGACUGUUGAUAACCAAAUUGGACUUUCACAAACGAAAUCCACGAAUACCUGGAAAUCUUCAAGUAACGCCGGAGGAAUUGAAAGCUAUUGGAGAAAAUGACAUUAAUGUCUAUUUCCAGAUGUCGGUUGAAAUGUUUGAUUAUAUGGAUGAUAUUUUAAAUCUACAACGUGCAGUUACCACUUCGUUGAUGAACACACCAUCAAAUUCGAUGACCGUUAGCGGACAGUGCCGACUGGCUCCACUAAUACCAUGCGUCCUAGACGCUUCGCAGCUAUACGAUUAUUGCGUGAAAAUUUUAUUUAAACUUCAUAAUACCUUGCCAGCAGACACUCUGGCUGGUCAUCGUGAUCGAUUCUCGAAACAGUUUCAAGAACUGAAGAAAUUUUAUAAUACAGUAAAACAAAGACAGUAUUUCAAGGCUCUCAUAACUAUACCCUCGCUACCAGAGAAUCCACCGAACUUUUUGAUACAAUCAGAAUUACGAUCAUAUGUUACACCGAGAGUCGAAUUGCCGGAAGAGUCUUUGGAUAGUGAAGCGGUUGUAGAUAGCCUCAUCGAUACUUCUGACACAAGUUCAUUACCUGGUGAUCAAUUGGAUUCAACGCGGAAUGGCUCAAUUUCUCCCGAUACAUUAGCAGAAAGAGAAAGCCUUAUCGAUCACUUACAUCAAGAAAUUAGUCGCCAAAGACAAGAAUUGCAUCGCAUAUUAACCGAACAUCAACAAAUUAUAGAAGUGCAUCAGGAUCGAGAGACGCAGCUUGAGUCUAAUUUAAUUGCCAAGUGCAAUGAGAUUGAACAGGAGAAACAAAUCAAUCAAGAUUCUUUGAAGCAAAAAGCAGACAUGAUGGCAAAAGUUCAUGAAAGUGAAGAAAAAUAUAAAACUUUGGAAGAAAAGUUUCAAAAGUUGAAAGAUGUGUAUGCGAAAUUGAGGGAAGAACAUAUCAGUUUAAUUAGGAAGAAAGCGGAUGUGGAUAAACAACUUGGAUUACUGAAAGUGUCGCAAGCACAAUCAGAACGACGAACUAACGAUGCAGAACGUCGACUCGACGAGCUAAUGCAGGCUCAAGCCAUAAAUGAACAAGAAGGACGAAAAAUCGUCGAAGCACAACAGGACUUGGAUGAUCUGAAACAACAACUGAAUUCUACGAAAUCUGAAAACAUGGUGUUGAUUGCCAAAAAUGAUUUAAUAACAUCUGAAAAAACGGGUUUAGAGGGCGAUCUACAUGAUCUAUUAGCGCAGAAAGAAGAAUUAGAUUUAAAGAUUGAAAAAUUAGAAGUUGAGGCUGAACGAUGCCGCAAUGAAAUGAAUUUACACGCUGACACUAUGUUAUAUGAAUUAUUGUUAAAUUGUCUAUCUGAAGCAGAAGAUAUAAUACGGUAUUCAUUGAGUGCUAUAGACAAUCCGGCAAUGUCUGAUUUAACAUGCACACCUCAGUACCUUGAACGAUUAGAAGAAUCGAUUGUGAAAUCGUUGGAUGGAUUGGAUUCAACGUAUACUGGUUACGUGUGCGACACAACGAAAGGAAAAAUGCUCAUUAAAAGUGCGAUACACGUUGCUUAUACUUUGGGUCUUUUUUUGAUCCAUGCAAGAUCUACAUCGAACACGUCUAUCGAUAUCGCAUUGGGUGAUAAAUUGACUGAUGAAUGUAAACAAUUAGGAGCACAAUCUUUAAUUAUGUUUAAUUACAUAAAAGAGAAGUCACCGUCAACUGUUGGUCAAAUCAACGAAGUAAGACAACAAUUUAAGAAAAUAUGCGAACUCGCCGCUACGCUGUCUAAUGGUCAGGGUAAUGUUGAAGCUAUAGGUAGUUUAGUGGAAAUGGAGCUGUUAAGCAUGGAUAAAGCAAUAGAAGAAGCUACUGACAGAAUACGGGACAUGUUGGAAAAAUCUCGGGCUGCAGAUUCAGGAAUAAAAUUAGCGGUAAAUGGAAAGAUUUUAGAUUCUUGUACAGAAUUGAUGAAAUGUAUUAGGAAGCUAGUUCAGAAGUCUCGAUUAUUGCAAGCAGAAAUCGUAGAACAAGGAAAGGGUACAGCAUCUGCGACAGAAUUCUAUAAACGGAACCAUCAAUGGUCCGAGGGACUCAUAUCGGCAGCGAAAGCAGUUGCAAUGGGUGCUACUCUAUUAUUGGAAGUUGCAGAUAAGGUUGUUGCCGGAAAUGGUAAAUUUGAGCAACUGGUAGUUGCAUCGCAAGGAAUUGCUGCGUCAACAGCUCAAUUAGUAGUUGCAAGCAGAGUAAAAGCAAAUAGAAAUAGCAGUAACUUGGCUGCACUUUCUGAAGCAUCGAGGGAUGUGACACAAGCAACAGGAAGCGUAGUAGCAACUGCUAAAAAUUGUAGUCAACUCGUUGAAGAAAAUGAUGAUUUAGACUUCACUGGAUUAAGUCUACAUCAAGCUAAGCGGCUAGAAAUGGAGGCUAAAGUUCGCGUACUGGAAUUAGAGCAGGCUCUGUUAACAGAGAGAUUACGCUUAUCUGCUUUGCGUCGCUACCAUUAUCAACUUGAAGGUGAAAAAGAAUGAAUGUUUAAUGACUACGUGAGAGUUAUAUUAAACUUCAAACUAUUUCAUCGACAUUAAACAGUAUGAAAGAAAAUGUUUACAGAUGGAAAGUAAGCAGUUAAAUUUCAGUAUGAAAUAAUAUAUUACGAAGAUCUAUCUGGGUUGCCUGAAUCAAGUUACUGUAAUAUUUGCAUGUUCAAUGUUUAAUAAAUACAAUUUUAUUCAUUUUUAAUAAUUGAA
Molecule: messenger RNA, 3790 nt
Organism: Megalopta genalis
Lineage: Eukaryota; Metazoa; Arthropoda; Insecta; Hymenoptera; Halictidae
Gene: Hip1
Product: Huntingtin interacting protein 1
Biological process (GO): actin filament organization; endocytosis; clathrin coat assembly
Cellular component (GO): cortical actin cytoskeleton; clathrin-coated vesicle
Molecular function (GO): clathrin light chain binding; clathrin-cargo adaptor activity; phosphatidylinositol-3,5-bisphosphate binding
Source: RefSeq, a predicted model, not a curated record